UAAAAAAUUAAAAAUGUGAUGGACAAUAUUUUAAUUUUUAAAUUAUGGAAAAAGGCGAUAAAGACGACCAAGUUGACUAGGAAUUGUAUCAUAAUAUGGAAAAUUUAUUAUUAAACGAUACUAUCUCUAAAUCAAAUAAAAAAGUUGUUAGAUUUCCUAACAAUGAUUCUAUAGUUAGUGCAUAUAUUGAUCCCCCUAAUCCCUGGAAAAAUGACAAACAAUACACAAAUGAAGAAAUUCUAAUUGCUUAUGAAAAUGCUUGCAAAAAAUUAGAUAUCAAGCCCUUACUAGAAAUUAUAUUGCAAAUCAAGGCACUCCCUAUCCAGCAUAUUGGAAGAUUAUCAUGCCUUCACUUGAAAAAUUUAAAACUCAAUUGUAAGCAUGUCGAGGCAUUAGAAGAAGUUUUAAAUAGGGUGCGGUUUGUGACUAUCGAUUUGGAAAAUGCUCUUAAAAAUGAUGAAGCAUGUUCGAAUUUGCUGGAAAGCAUCGAAUAUUACGAAAGCUGUUUGCAUCUGGUUCUACGUCGAAAUAGGGACGCCUACUUAUAUACCUGGAAGUCUCUUUGCCAUAUGAUUAGAAAAAGUUCUUUCUUGGAAACGCUGGAUUGUAGCAAUUCUAAUCUCAUGCAAUUCGCUUUCCUGCCUUUCGCCCGAUCCGUUAAGCUCAACCAUUCCAUCACCACCUUGGAUCUUUCGAAUUGCAAUUUAAGCGGGAAAUCUCUGACAUUUCUAGUUAGCGGGCUCAAAGGGAAUCACGUGUUGCGCAACCUUUACCUCAAGAGCAAUAGGCUGGUCCUGAGAGAUAUUUUGAUCCUCAGGGAGCUUUUGAGCCGCGACAAGAAUAACCCGAAUGAGACUGUCAUUAACGAUGAUAGACAAGUCGGGGGUAAUAGGAGCAAUGUCACACAUUUUGACCUAUCCUUCAAUCCUAUUCAAGAUAUGGGAUUCAAGGAACUUUGUUCGGCACUCCUAUUUCAAAUAUGCAGGAUCAAUUUCAACCAAGCGACUUCUUCAAGUCUUGGCGACAGUGCCCAUCAAGCGAACAACACCUUUAAUUAUUCCUCGGAAGGUAUUACGAUGGAUGAAGGUGGUGUCGUUGACCCGAAUCAAGAUUCACCGAUUAGUGCCACGGCUCAUCAGGCUGAUCUCGAACCGAGUGCAGCGAAUAAAGAAGAAUGCAAAAAAGACACAUCGAUUUUACCCGAUUUCCAAAUGUACGAUAGAGAAUGGGAGCCUAUCAAUUCGUCGAAUAAUUCAUCUGCUAGAGAAGAUGAUUUUUUAGAGGUUAAUCCAUCUUCACCCCAUUUACCUGCUAGCUAUGACAAUGACAUUUCUUUCACUGAUCUCCUUUACACGAGGCAUUCCAAGGCAGAUCCGGAGUCAAAGUCUAACGCAAUCACAACAAAUUUAAUUAUAGAUGACGAAUCUUUUAUAGACACGACUGUAUCGCAUCCACUAAAUAUUCAUGCUGAGGAAAUCGCGGGAACUAAUCGUGAAAACGAUAUGAGUAACGUCAACGAAAUGAAUUUGAAGUAUACGGACUAUAUAUCCGUACACCACAAACCGCACACGUUAUCGCUAUCUGAUCAUUCCUCCAAUAAAGUGAAGGAAGUGCCCUUUUCAUUCAAGGACAGCAUUCAUAUGUGCCUUAAAUCGCCCCCACCUUUUAAUGAUAGUUUUCUUAGCGAUUUUGAUCCCGAUAACUCUCUCCUUUCUAUCGAUACCGAAUCUGACCCGAGUCUUGAUAUAGACCAAGGUGACAGAGAGGAUACGGACAAAUUAAAGGGAUGGACUGGGCCCCAAAAGGUUGCCAUAAUUAAGGGUCACACUGAAGGUGAUCCUGCUGAUAUUGGCGAUAGCGAUACGAGUCAAACACGCGAGUGUGGCAAUAAAUCGGAAGGGUACGACAACGGUGACCAAAACUACCGACAUUUUGAUGGCUUUGUUGAGGAUGACCUUGAAUCGCCAACAUUCAACGAAUCAAAUACCCGCGGUCGAGUUGACAAGAUUAACGGACAUUUUCUUUUUGUCCAGGGGAGCUCGGAGGACUCGGGAUUAAUUGAUCAUCCUGCUUCGACUAAUGAUAACCAUUCUGGAAUGACUGUACCUCAAGAAGGUACCGAUAAAUUAGAAGGAAUUAAUGCUAAUAGGAUGCUUAAUAUCGAAAAUUCGGACAAUCUUAUCAACCGAGUCAAAUUCGGUUGCGUUUCUCGAUUAGUCUUGGUGAAAUGUCAACUAAGCUUCAAAUCCAUGGCCCAUUUGGACUAUUAUAUGUCUCACCCUCUAUGUCAAUUGCGUUCUUUGAACCUUAGCGACAAUUCCAUAGGCGACAAAGGAAUUUCGCUCCUGAAAUCUUGUUUGCUCAAAAAUAUUUCCCUAAAACGAUUAGUGCUCAAUCAAUGCAAAUUAAGUGACGAAUCCGCUAUAACACUAGCCGAAAUAUUAGGCGUUCACCAUGAUAACAUUCCCUUUAAUUCCUCGAGACAAACGACCGUUAAUGGAUUAAGUCAUUUAGACCUCAGAUCUAAUCCCGAUAUCAGCCUAGCCGGAGUUUUGGCGUUAGCCAAGGCCAUGAAAUACAAUAGAUCCAUACUAUAUCUCGCUCUUUUCAAUAACGAUUGUCUAAAAAACAAUCAAAAUCCCAUUUGUGAUCCGAAGAACGAGUUUGUCAAAAAUCAACAAAUCCAAAAUAACAACCAUUCAACUGAUGAUCCUACAGCUGGAAAUUGGGACGCCAGUUCGAUUAACGAUAAGCAGAUAUUAACGAUCGGUGACGCGAAAUGUUCUUUCGAUGAAAAUAAGAGUCCUAAUGAAAACAGCUCAAAGCUAUCUUUGGAAAGCAAAGCGAGAUAUACUAUGGGCAACGAGGCUUCAACUAGCCCAACUUCCGGUAUCUGCAUCGACAAGAUGAAUGAUAAUGAUAUAAAUAUGAUGCCGAUAACUGAAAUUUUAUCCUCACCUUUAUCUGCGGCACCGUUGAACGGAGAUAAUACCUUUCAACCUUAUGAAACGGAAACGCCCGUGAGCCAAGAUUCUGCCAAACCCGAUAUCACGUUCGCUUCCAACAUCCUCAAACAAUUCAAAGGGAGUUUUAAAAAUCGUUACAAUUUUUUUACCAGUCCCCCUCCGACGACUAACAAAUACGAUGAUAAUAAUGCUAACAAAUCUAUUACAGAAAAAUCAAACCACACAAGUAACCAACCUAAGGACUCGGGAGAAGAUGUAACUAAACUGACUAAAAAUAACGAGAACUUUUACACGGCCCUGUAUUUGAAGGAAAUCGAAGAUUAUUGUCUCAGGAAUAGGUCCAAACUUUUGUAAAUUUUAUUAAAUCUAUAAUUAUUAUUUCUUUCUUUUCAAAUUUAUGAAUUCCAAAAUUGAAGUGUUUGCCUCAAGUAUAUAUAUAUUAUAUUUUUGAAAUUAAUGAUUGAUAUUUACGAUUCCAUAAACCUUUGGGGCGACCAAUUAUAUAAAAUAUUAGUAAUUAUAAAAAUGUUAAACAAUAUCUAUUUUAUUUUAUUUUUACAAGUGAAAAUGAUCACAUAUUAUAUUAUAUAAAAAUUGAAUUAUAUAUCCCGGGUUACUUUAGCAAUAAAUAUGCUAAAGAAAUAUAUUUAAAUUUUUUAAAAUUUAAUUAUUUUUUGAGGGUCUUUAAAAUUUUCACCAUAUAAAAAAAUUUAUUUUUUAAUUCAUGCAAUAAUUUUUUUUUUGUAAAAAAAUCUCAGAUAUGUAAAAUUAUAUUAUAUGCUUAUUUAAUUUUUUUAAAAAAAAUUUCCCCUUUUUCUUAUUUAUAAUAAGGCUAUACCCCAAAAAAUGAUUUAGGCUAGAUUUAUGGUAGGAUUUGAUCCUACACGAUUAACAGCUGAUCGAUUAUUUAAAAAAUUUUAAUGAGAUUAAUCUUUCUUUAUUAAAAUAAAUAAUUCUUAGAUUAUUAUUAUCAUGAAUAGAAUUUAAAAAAUAAAAUUAAUAUUAAUAAAACAAAAUUUAUCUCAUAAAAUAUAUUUAAAAAAUCUAUCAGCUGUUAUAGCGUGUUAGAUCGGAUCCCGCCACAUCCUUAUACUCUUCGUAAGUAAUACUGUAUUAAGAUAUGUCCAUCAAAAAGUUUCGAACAUUUAUAUCAAAAAUUGAAUUAUUCCCUACGAAAUAUAAAAAUAUCGGCUAAAAUUAUAUUUUAAAAUAACUUUUCCCGUUUUAUUUUGGCAUCCGUCAUAUGUUUUUUUUGGUCCAUUUCUGAUUAAAUUACUGUCAGAAGUAUAUUAAUUUAGUUGAUGGUUGAUGUUGAAAUAAUCAUUGGUGCGUAUUCUUUACCAUUUUAUUUGUUUGUAAUAUAUGUAACUGAUCCACCAUUUUGCUAUACUAAAUUUUAUAUUAAUAUAUAUAUUUUUUAUAUAUUUCAUUUUUAUCAAACAUUCUUAUCAAUACACAGUAAUUUUUCGUUUGCAUUCCCAUAAAUUUUUAUUAAAACAAUAUUUAAUAUUAACUUAUAUUAUAUAUUCAUUCAUGGCAAUAUGCACUUAUGGAAAUAUUUAUAUAAGAAUUUUAUUAUUUGUAUAACUUUUCAAAUGGGAUUAAAAUUUUUACAAAUAAAUAUAUAAAAAACCAAAUGCAAAUGCGCUAUAUAAAAUAUUUUAAGCAUUAUAUUAUAUGUUAUAUAACUACUAUUUUCGCGUAUAUUAUCAAAAUGUUAUAUAUAAUUUUUUUUUUAAAUAAAAUCUGAUGUCAUUGAUU
Gordionus sp. m RMFG-2023 is the source of this 4727-nucleotide messenger RNA. RefSeq lists its product as uncharacterized. Lineage: Eukaryota; Metazoa; Nematomorpha; Gordioida; Chordodea; Parachordodidae. Bases 96 to 3320 code for a protein of 1074 amino acids. The record is from RefSeq and is a predicted model, not a curated record. Gene Ontology annotation, molecular function: protein binding. Gene Ontology annotation, biological process: cell migration; regulation of Arp2/3 complex-mediated actin nucleation. Gene Ontology annotation, cellular component: lamellipodium; plasma membrane. The transcript is spliced from 13 exons.